AUGCCAACCGCCUCCUCAACCCUCGGCUGGACCCUCGCAAACUGGGGCACCGCGCCCACAACCUGGGUGUCGGCAGACUGCACCCCAGCGCCCCAAAUCUACUACGCCGAGCCCGACGAUGCCGACAUCCCUGAGCUCUUCGCCUCGUGCCCCAGCACGGCAUACGACAGCUGCCUUCCGCGUCCCUCAAACACCGACCUCCUGGACGACUACCUCUCCAACCAGCGGAACGUGCCCUACUGGUCCCCCGGCGCGAACUGCCCGUCUGGCUGGAAGAGCGUUGGAUCUGCGGCAAGGACAGGGAGUGCGGAGGACGUGACGUCGUCGGGUAUAUUCACGAUUGGAGCUCUGGCUACGGGCAGGUGGGAGCUCGACGAUAUCCUCGACGACGACUAUAUCCAGCUCGGGCUGCACGAUGCGUUCGGGGCGCUGCUAGAUCCCAGCGAGACGGCUGUUGCGUGUUGUCCGAGCUCCAUGACCCCCGCCCGCAACGGCCUCUGCUACAGCACACUCCCGACCCCAUCAAGCUCAAUAACAGCCGCCUGCAUCGCGGACUACAGCAACGCCAACGGGAACCUGGAGUUCACGAGCACGAGCUGGGUGAUUGAUGGGACGACGCGGAGCGGCACCAUCGCGGUCCCGACGGUCACGGUUCCGCGGACGCCGGAGAGCACGCGGACGAGGAGCAUUGAUGCCGAUGAUAGGGAUGAGCUUGUUGUUGCGAGCUUGCAGGUUCCUGUUUAUGUGGUGCGGCGAGAGGGGGAUCGCCAGGGGGGAGCGGGCAAUUCGUCGUCGGGUGGGAGUGAUGGUAGUGGGUCGAGUAAUGGGUCUGAUGCUGCGAGUGAGACGGAUACGAAUACGAAUGCCGCGGGGGCGCUGCGGCUCGGGCGUACGAGUACGAAGGCUUGGGGGUCUGUGGGUGGGAUGGUGGGGGUUCUGGCUGCGUCGUUUCUGGUCGGGUUUGCGCUUGUUGUGCCGUGGUAG
Molecule: messenger RNA, 984 nt
Organism: Aspergillus mulundensis
Lineage: Eukaryota; Fungi; Ascomycota; Eurotiomycetes; Eurotiales; Aspergillaceae
Exons: 2
Coding region: 1-984 (327 amino acids)
Source: RefSeq, a predicted model, not a curated record